AAUAAUAACAAUAGCAGCAACAACAACAAUAGCAGUAGUAACCACAACAACAGCAACAUUUAUUGUAGCAGCAAAAGUCGUAAAUAUCAUUUUAAUUGCAACAACAGCAGUAAUAAGAACAAUACCAACAACAACAACAACUACAAUAACAACCAAAAUAAUCACCAUCACAACACUACAUACAACAAUAGCAAUUGCAAUCAAAGUAAUAAUAGCAUUAAAAUGUUAACGUCUGGCGAGCCGAUCGCGUCCAUGGAGCCAACAGUCUUGGAGAAUACGCAAAUUUGCGUCUACACGCAUAGAAAAAACGCAGUAAAUAACACAUCAGCAACAAUUGGUCCAGAGCAUUAUAACAAUAGCAUCACCACCACCAACAACAUCGCCACACAGCCGCAGCGUCAUAUCAAGCGACGACGACAAUGUGUCGCAGCUGGCAGAGAACGAACUAUGGCACAGCAUAGCAGCGGUCGCUGUAACAGCAGCAUUAGCGCAAUUAAUCGUCAACUGAAAGCAACAACGUCGCCCAACAGACAUCAUCAUCAGCAUCAACACUGCCGCAAACAAGACUUGUAAAAAACAACAAGCAAACAAUAAAAACCAAGAAAAAAUCAUGAUGCUCGAUGGCGGCAAGAGUUGUGCGCGAUAAGUGUUGCUGGCUGUAAGUGAUUAUUAGUAAAUACAUAUAUAUUCAAAUGCUUGACUCGGUGACUUUCGUAAAAGCAUAAGUAUCAAAAUUAUUAUAAAAAAAAAAAACCAAGAAAAUGUGAUAAUAUACUUGAAUUUUGUCAAAUGCAAAUGAUAGUGCAGCAAAUGUUAGAUCAGCAGUGCGGCACGCUUGACAUACGCUUGUGUUUGCGACGCUAAAAACGGUAAAUGGAUAGUUGAGAGUCUCAAAUUGCUGAAUGCAUGAACAUUUUUAAUACAUAUAUAAUUUUUUCACUUCAAACUGUGCGCUUACUGCAUUUAGCGUUGCUAAAUUUGUUUAUUGUGUAAGAAAAUUUCAAAAAAUAUGCACGUUUGCAGCAGUCGGCGUAUGAAAAAUAUAUGUGACGUUGGCUUCAAGAUGGUUAGAGUAAAAAAAAACACGAUCGAUAAAAAGUUUUUACUAAAAACAUUCGUCAAAUAGUCGUUUGAAUGCUAUCGGGAAAAAUGCAUGUUUACUUGCGUUAAAUUUUCAUUUUGUUGUGCUAUUUUAUAUAUAGAAAUCGUUAUAUAAAAGCCUUGAAAUGCCUUUGAAAUGCCAAACGGUUUGCAUUUUUGUUUUAAAAUAGCUUAUUAAGUUUCCUUUUUUUCUUACAAAUAAGUUGCAAAACAUUGUACAGUAAUAUUAACUAAAUGAUUAAACAGUUGAGCUUUCGCGCGGUGUUGCGGUGGUGUGUUGUACACGCGAAUCGGUAUUAAUUUGUAUGUAACAAUAGGCGUUGGUUUUUUCCACGAAUUUCAUUAUUUCAUUACAAAUUUUGACAAUUUUCGAAUAUCGAAAAGUUAGAAAAUGAUUUCAUUUUGUUCUUAGUUAUGUUACAUAAACGCGAUUACGACACACUACGUCGCUGUGAGCACGCAAUAGAUGCCACACUAAAUAAUGUGCACUAAAAUUCGAUAAUAAAUUUAAAAAAAGUGCACGAAGCAAGCGAAGCGUUGGAAUCAAAUCAUAGAAAUUCAAGUAUAACAAACGUAUAGCAGAAGAUAUCAGUAGCAUUUGCGGUAAUGCCUAGGUUAAGCUAUGGAAUGCAUGAGUUCCAAAAAAAAAAAAUUGUAUAUUGUUGAGAAACGGUGCGAAUACGUUCAGAGAGAAAUGAUGAAGAAAACAGAAUUCAAAAUUAAAAUAGACACAAAAACAAAAACAUAAGCAUAAAAUACAAAAACAAUAAAACGCGUCAGCAGCAGCAAGAAAAUAAUAUUAACAACAAGAACAUUUAGGAAAACCAACACGUAAUCGCGCACGCAAACUUAGGAUUAUUUCUAAUUAGCAUUAACUCACACAUACUACAUUAUACAUAUAUAUAUAUAUAUAUAUAAAUAUGAAUAUAAAUAUAUAGAAAUCUACAUAAGCAUAAGAUGAUUGUAAUGAUAUAUAUAUAUAUAUAUAUAUAGACAUAUAGGAAAGAAAGUGAGAAAGCGGCGAAAAAAAAACAAAAAGAAAAAAACAUAAAAGUAUAAAGCGAUAACUGCAAAUAUCGCAUAAGUGAGAACAGAAAUGCAACUAAUUAUAAGUUAAAAUGUAGAAUUUGUGAAAGCGUUGCGAAGCGCAAGAAAAACGAAUGCUCUAGAUAUGAUAAAUAUGAUGGCUAAUAUAGCCAGUGCGGGGGUGUGGUUGGGUAUGCGCGGUGCUCAGCGGGUGAGCUGAGCCAGCCGCAAGCCACAUUUUAUUAUUAUUAUUAUUAUAUUAUAUUAUUAUUAUUAUUAAUUAAUUAUUAACAAUUAACUAUUGAUGAAUAGAGAACAGCAUAAAAUACACAAAAAUAAUAAAAAUGUUUAUGCUAUGGAAGAAACACAUAAUUAAUGAAAGGAAUGCGUAAGUGAAAAAAUGAAAAAUACAUCUAUAAUAAUAAAGCAAAAUAUUGAUAAAAACGAUGCAAAUUUUGAAAACAAAAAUCAAAAACAAAACCUAAACCUAAACUAUUAUUUAAAGUAAAACAAACAACAAGAAUAUUUAUAGUUUUAGUUAUUAUUAUUAAUAUUAUUACCACUAAAAAUAGUUUAUUACAAUAAACAAGUGAAUAAAACAAUGCAAAACAACCACAAAACAAACAGGACGUUAAAAAAUAUAUAAGUAUGCAAGUAUGUAUGUAAUAAAGAAGCGUAUAGCAGAAGAAACAAAAAACAAAAAUAAAAAUAAAAUCUGUAAUAACAUAAAAUUA
Molecule: messenger RNA, 2861 nt
Organism: Bactrocera neohumeralis
Lineage: Eukaryota; Metazoa; Arthropoda; Insecta; Diptera; Tephritidae
Exons: 2
Coding region: 223-573 (116 amino acids)
Source: RefSeq, a predicted model, not a curated record